GGUUUGUGUUGAUUGGAAGAGCCCAAACCCUCAACAAGAUUUGGAUUUGGAUGAAUUCAGUUCAGCAGCAAAAAGGAAUCCCUAGAUUGAUUUGUGCUGGAUCUUCGGAUGGCUUGGAGGCAGCUGCAGUCGUUGUGCAGGAGGUCGUUGUCUGCAACUUCUGUUUAUGUAUCCCAGUCUGCGAGUUUCUCCUCCAAAGCUAAUUCUUAUCUGGUGAAGGUUGGAAUACCCGAGUUUUUGAAUGGAGUCGGGAAAGGAUUGGAGAGUCAUGUGGAGAAGCUGGAAUCUGAAAUUGGUGACAUCCAGAAGCUUCUGGUAACUAGAACUUUGAAGCUGAAGAGACUCGGCAUACCCUGCAAAGAUCGGAAACUCAUUCUGAAGUAUGCCCACAAGUACCGGCUCGGGUUAUGGAGACCUCGGGCAUUGCCCAAAAAAUCUUGACUUCAACUUGGCGAGGUGAUACAGAUAAGGUUCUGAUCGAAGCCAUCCAUCUCUUGCGAAUGAUGCACUACGAAUCCUGGUUUGUGUAUUCUGGCAUCUGCAUCUUUGUUAGAACUUAUGCGAUGACACUAGAUUAAGUACUUGUUGCCAUUUUCCUAGCUUCUACCGGUUAAUCUA
This is a messenger RNA of Andrographis paniculata, 618 nucleotides long. RefSeq lists its product as uncharacterized. Bases 109 to 441 code for a protein of 110 amino acids. Lineage: Eukaryota; Viridiplantae; Streptophyta; Magnoliopsida; Lamiales; Acanthaceae. The record is from RefSeq and is a predicted model, not a curated record. The transcript has 3 exons.